AUGCGACCCGUCUGCAAGUUUUACAUAAAUUCAGAAUGCACAAAUCCAAGAUGUAAAUUUCUCCAUCCAGUAGAAUAUCCAGUAUACAUCUAUACUCUUCCUGGUAUUGAUAUCCAUCCCGAUGAGCUUAGACUAGCCGUGAUGAGCAAUGAAGCCAUGACUGCAGAGGCUGAUAAUAUUUGGAUAAACAACUACAAAAUAUUCUGUUCCGAGUCUGGAGAGAAGGAGGUGGACAUUUUGCAGUAUCCUGACUAUUUCUGUAUGCCAUUUGACACCGAGCGGGUGUGGGGGGAAAUUGAAAAUUUUAGGAGUCGAUUUAAGCAGAGAGGCUCCGAGUAUUCACGACCGUAUCAAUCUCAGUACCAGCCAAAAAGUGGAUUUUCACAAGGCUAUAAUAAAGGAUAUACUAAGGGAUAUACUAGUAAUUACCAGAUGAUGCCUCGCCAACCUAACAACCCACCUCCACGUUCGUCCAAUUGGGGUGGUGGAUUUAACAAUAGUAACUAUCAAGGUGGUCCACCCAUGCACAGCUUUAAUAGGCCGUAUGAUAACAAUAAUAGAUCAUAUGAUAAUAGACACGCUUCCUCUUGGAACCAAAAUACCAACAUCAACAAUAAUGGUGAUAGCUUUGAAAGGAAGUCCAAUUUUGAACAAAAACCAACUAAUACAGAAGGCAAUAUGCCCGAUUAUGAAUAUCAAAAUAUUCCAUAUAACUAUAAAUAA
Messenger RNA from Vittaforma corneae ATCC 50505, 723 nucleotides. RefSeq lists its product as uncharacterized. Gene Ontology annotation, molecular function: metal ion binding. The transcript has a single exon. NCBI's taxonomy places the organism in Eukaryota, Fungi, Microsporidia, Nosematidae. Bases 1 to 723 code for a protein of 240 amino acids. The record is from RefSeq and is a predicted model, not a curated record.